Messenger RNA from Neogale vison (American mink), 1515 nucleotides. It is a transcript of the gene PRPH2, whose product is annotated as peripherin 2. Gene Ontology annotation, cellular component: membrane. NCBI's taxonomy places the organism in Eukaryota, Metazoa, Chordata, Mammalia, Carnivora, Mustelidae. Gene Ontology annotation, biological process: visual perception. The record is from RefSeq and is a predicted model, not a curated record. The transcript has 3 exons. The coding region runs from base 64 to 1104 and encodes 346 amino acids.
GCUCACGAAGGUCAGGAGUGGGAGCUGUGCUGUGGGAAGCUGCCUGGACUGCACUCGGCAAGCAUGGCGCUGCUGAAGGUCAAAUUUGACCAGAUGAAGCGGGUGAAAUUGGCCCAAGGGCUCUGGCUCAUGAACUGGCUCUCGGUGUUGGCUGGCAUCGUCAUCUUCAGCCUAGGGCUAUUCCUUAAGAUCGAACUGCGGAAGAGGAGUGAAGUGAUGAAUAAUUCAGAGAGCCAUUUUGUGCCCAACUCCUUGAUAGGGAUGGGGAUGCUGUCCUGUGUCUUCAACUCUCUGGCGGGCAAGAUCUGCUAUGACGCCCUGGACCCUGCCAAGUACGCCAAGUGGAAGCCCUGGCUGAAGCCAUACUUGGCUGUCUGUGUCCUCUUCAACAUUGCCCUCUUGCUGGUGACCCUCUGCUGCUUCCUCAUGCGGGGCUCCCUGGAGAGCACCCUGGCCCACGGGCUCAAGAAUGGCAUGAAGUACUACCGAGACACAGAUACCCCUGGCAGGUGUUUCAUGAAGAAGACCAUCGACAUGCUGCAGAUUGAGUUCAAAUGCUGUGGCAACAAUGGCUUUCGAGACUGGUUUGAGAUUCAGUGGAUCAGCAAUCGCUACCUGGACUUCUCCUCCAAAGAAGUCAAAGAUCGCAUCAAGAGCAAUGUGGAUGGGCGAUACCUGGUGGAUGGCGUUCCCUUCAGCUGCUGCAACCCCAGCUCACCACGGCCCUGCAUUCAGUACCAGCUCACCAACAACUCAGCGCAUUACAGCUACGACCACCAGACAGAGGAGCUGAACCUAUGGGUGAAUGGCUGCAGGGCUGCCCUGCUGAACUACUACAGCAGCCUCAUGAACUCCAUGGGUGCUGUCGCCCUCCUUGUCUGGAUCUUUGAGGUAACCAUCACAAUUGGCCUGCGCUACCUACACACAGCACUGGAAAGUGUGUCCAACCCGGAAGAUCCUGAGUGUGAGAGUGAGGGCUGGCUUCUGGAAAAGAGUGUGUCGGAGACUUGGAAGGCCUUUUUGGAGAGUCUGAAAAAGUUGGGCAAGAGUAACCAGGUGGAAGCUGAGGGUGCGGAUGCGGGCCAGGCCCCAGAGGCUGGCUGAUGGCCCCGGGGCGCCCUCCCCUCCUGAACACAGAGAAGUAGCGGACUCCAAAAAGUGGAUACACCCCCAUCCAAUCUGAAUCUCCCGAGGAGGAUGGCCAUUUUACAGAGACUCUUCUGGAUGGUGGGAUUUAAAGUUUAGGAACCCUAAAAGCACUUGGCAAACAUUUGUUGAAUGACCUAAAAAUGAACGAACCCCUACUCAGGCCCACUACUUUUGGAUAUGCCCUCACGGUGGACUCUUCACAGCACAUGAAUUCAGUUCCACCCUGAAGCUACUGGCCACACAUGAGGGCAGCUCCCCUUUAAAGUGUAUGCCAUUACGAGCUCCAAGUUGCUUCAUUCUGUAUCCAAAGCGUCACUCGGUACACAAGCAGAGAAGUCUAAAAAAUGUCAUGGCCAUGUUGUCAUC